Molecule: messenger RNA, 315 nt
Organism: Octodon degus (degu)
Lineage: Eukaryota; Metazoa; Chordata; Mammalia; Rodentia; Octodontidae
Product: thioredoxin-like
Exons: 2
Coding region: 1-315 (104 amino acids)
Molecular function (GO): protein-disulfide reductase activity
Source: RefSeq, a predicted model, not a curated record
AUGGUGAGCAGAUUGAAAGCAGAGGCCUUUCAGGAAGCCCUGGCUGCUGCAGGAGAUAAACUUGUAGUAGUUGAUUUCUCAGAUAUGUGGUGUGGGCCUUGCAAAAUGAUCAAGCCUUUCUUUCAUUCCCCAUCUGAAAAAUAUUCCAACAUGUGGCUCCUUGCAGUAGAUGUGGAUGACUGCCGGGACGUUGCUGCAGAUUGCGAAGUCAAAUGCAUCCCCACCUUCCAGUAUUUUAAAAAGGUGAAGAAGGUGAGUAAGUUUUCUGGCGCUAAUAAGGAGAAGCUUGAAGCUACCAUUAAUGAGGUAAUCUAA